Molecule: messenger RNA, 2378 nt
Organism: Rana temporaria (common frog)
Lineage: Eukaryota; Metazoa; Chordata; Amphibia; Anura; Ranidae
Gene: CALHM1
Product: calcium homeostasis modulator 1
Exons: 2
Coding region: 317-1357 (346 amino acids)
Molecular function (GO): monoatomic cation channel activity
Source: RefSeq, a predicted model, not a curated record
AUACACGUCACAGAAGCAUUUGCAAACAGGUUUACAUCUAAUAGUUUUCAGAGAAAAGCAGAGAUUGUGCAUGAGAUUCCACAACUGGCUAAAACAAUUAAUUUCACAACUGCAAAUCUGUUUUUGAACGAAGUAUUAAGCCUAACAAUCUGCACACCUUUGAAAAGAAAAACAAACUGAAGACAGCAACAGGACAAGAUCAAAGCGAGAAGAAUUAUUUCUUCUGAAAAUCUAAUAUUAACUUUCUGAAGCUCAGAAGACACCAAGAAAAGGAAAUCUCUUUUCUUUCUUUGUUGAUACAUCCCAAAGCCAAAAAAUGGAUAAAUUUCGUAUGAUCUUCCAGUUCCUGCAAGCCAACCAGGAAUCUUUCAUGAAUGGAAUAUGUGGUAUCAUGGCACUUGCGAGUGCCCAACUAUACACAACAUUUGAUUUUAAUUGCCCGUGUCUUCCAAACUACAACUUGUCAUAUGCUAUGGGGGUUAUGUGUGUACCACCUAUCGUAUUUUUCUUAUUGGGGUUUGUAAUGAACAAUAAUGUCUCAAUGCUUGCCGAGGAAUGGAAGAGGCCAACAGGCAUGAGGCAGAAAGACGCAGCUGUAUUGCGAUAUAUGUUCUGUUCAAUGACUCAGCGAGCGUUAAUUGCCCCAGCAGUAUGGAUAUCAGUGACGUUGCUACAUGGUGAAAGCUUUAUAUGUGCAUUUAGCACAUCUAUUCCUGUGGACAAGCUGGGAAAUAUGACUGGCGUAGUAGACUUGUCUGAAAAGGAAAUCAGGCGAAUACUGGCCAGGAUUCCUUGCAAGGAUAUUUAUGAUGGAAAUCAUAUCAUACCACAGGAGGUGGCAACCAGAUACCUGCGCUGCAUUUCUCAGGCAUUUGGAUGGACCUUUGUUUUACUCAUGACCUUCAUGGCAUUUCUCAUCAGAGCCAUACGACCCUGCUUCACACAAGCAGCCUUUCUUAAGAGCAAAUAUUGGUCGCACUAUAUUGACAUUGAGCGCAAGCUUUUCGAUGAAACCUGUACUGAACAUGCAAAAAGUUUUGCAAAGCUCUGCAUUCAGCAAUUCUUCGAGAACAUUAACCGAGACAUGGAGAUGGGUCAUCCCCAUAUUCUAGAGAAGGAACCAAAGGAACCAAAGGAUUCAAAGGAAACAGAGCAGGAGGAGGCAGACAAACUACUGGGAGUCACCAGCCAGGGAACAAUGAACACUCUUCUACAGAAUUGGCACAGAUGUAAACCCCCUUUAAACCUGAAAUCCUAUGAACAUCUAAAUGGAAAUGGAUGUAUUAAGGAAACUUUUGAGCUCAAUAACAUAAAUAUACCCAAGAAAGAAAUUGUAACUUAUUACAGUAAGGUUUAAAGACCGAGUGUCUUGAACAGAAGAAAAAACUGUGAAAAACUGAAUUUAGGCCUAGAAACCAUGUGGAAAUAAACAAAAUCCUGAAGAAUGGAAAUUUUUCUUAGACAAUUUACAGAGGGGGGCCAACAUUUAAAAUGUAUCCAAUCACUGUGAUUACAUCUUGACAAGCUUUUUCUGUUGUGCCUGUAAUGCUUUGUCAAGAACAUAUUUAUGUAGAAAAUAGUGUUUUUGUUAACAGAAAAUGUAACUCAAUGAAGGAGGUUGAAGAAAUUGAUAAGUGGACGGUGAAGUUAAGCAUGUGUGAGAAUUACUUGUUUCAAACAGCGUGGGGUGAAAGUCAAAGUUGCUGCCCUGCUGUUCACCUUGGGAACUUUCUACAACAGUCUUUUAUAUAAAGGGAAAGUAUAUAUAUGCCUACCAGACAAAAAUCUAUCUUUCAUUUGAGACUAAUUUGUUUUCUCAUUGCUAAAGAACAACAUCAAACUUCAGGCCAUCAUGUUCAGUAUCAUGUUGUGGACCAAGGGGAUGUGUUUUAAGUUCCAUCCAUAUUUUUGAAAGGCUGAGUCUUUAGUUAAAUGUUCCAGGUAUAUCCAACAGUUAAAGUACAUAUUCCAAGAACACAUUUGAUGUAUCACAUCUCCCAAUUGGCCUGGGCCAAUGGUACCUACCAGACAAUGGUACCUACAACUCCUGUGACCUGGAGAAAACAGCAUCUAAACUUCUACCUGAUGCACCAAGACCCAUAUCAGUUUAUAAUAAAAUUAUUUUAGACACUUUAUAAGUGUGUUUCCAGUAUCACGAGCUUUCCAAUAACAAAAAUCUGAUAAUAUAUUGGGAGCAAACGUUUACAACAGUAUUAGCAGUUAUGUUUAUUAUUCAGUCAAUAUGACUGAAAUGUGAAGCUUUAAUCACUUUUUUGUGAUGACUUUAUUCAUAUGUAGGUGCUUAAAAAAAGACUGUUUAUUUAAUUUUAAAUCAAAGCACAAUACUUAUUGUGUAACUCAUACUUUGCUUAAAAUGU